Molecule: messenger RNA, 3811 nt
Organism: Cyprinus carpio (common carp)
Lineage: Eukaryota; Metazoa; Chordata; Actinopteri; Cypriniformes; Cyprinidae
Product: V-type proton ATPase 116 kDa subunit a2-like
Exons: 20
Coding region: 297-2903 (868 amino acids)
Biological process (GO): proton transmembrane transport; vacuolar acidification
Cellular component (GO): plasma membrane; vacuolar proton-transporting V-type ATPase, V0 domain; vacuolar proton-transporting V-type ATPase complex
Molecular function (GO): ATPase binding; proton-transporting ATPase activity, rotational mechanism
Source: RefSeq, a predicted model, not a curated record
ACCUGGCAACCCAUGGGCGCAAUCUGUACACCGGCAGGGUUUGCGCUUUACGGGAGUGAUCUUUCUAUAAUGCGAUCUAUUUAAACACCAAGACUUCGUUGUAUACGUACGUUAUUACGGCUGGAUAGCGUUUAGUUGUUUGUUUGGCAACCUCCCUUCAGUCGCCUUUAAUCUCUUACAUGAUUUCUGUUGUUUCAAUGGCAAGACAGCAAUUAAAGGUUGGUUGUGCUGUAUUGAAGUGAAUCGCAAGGCCAGAGGCGGAUUGAGUGAUCCAGGUGGCCGAGAGGAGAGAGGAGAUGAGCUUUCGGAGUGAGGAGAUGUGUUUGGCGCAGCUGUUCCUGCAGUCCGGCUCCGCGUACGACUGCAUCAGCGAACUCGGAGAGAUGGGGCUGGUCGAAUUUCGAGAUCUCAACCCCAGUGUGAGCUCCUUCCAGCGCCGCUUCGUCAGUGAGAUCAAGAGAUGUGAGGAGAUGGAGAGGAUUCUGGGGUAUCUGCUGAGGGAAAUCAGGAAGGCUAAUCUUGCAGUGCCAGAGGCUGAAAUCCCUCCUGCUGCUCCUGCACCCAAAAAUGUCUUGGAGAUCAUGGAGCAACUGCAGAGGCUGGAGGUGGAGCUCAGCGAGGUGGCCAGGAAUAAAGAGAAGCUCCAGCGGAACCAGCUGGAACUGACGGAGUACACACACAUGCUGAGAAUCACACGCACGUUCAUGCACAGCCGCUCCAGGCAUGAAGCCCUGGGCCCUCAGUAUGAGGAGUUCCCGUCUCUGGAGACUGAAUCAGUGACAGGCUGCACCAGCAUGCAGAGACUGGGCGCCAAACUCGGGUUCAUCUCAGGGUUGAUUCAGCGGGUGAAGGUGGAGGCGUUUGAGCGCAUGCUCUGGCGGGUCUGUAAAGGUUACACCAUCCUCAGCUACGCAGAAGUGGACGAGAGCCUGGCUGAUCUUGACAGGGGGGAGAUCAGUAAGAAUGUAGUAUUCCUCAUCUCCUUUUGGGGCGACCAGAUUGGACAGAAGGUUCAAAAAAUUUGUGACUGUUACCACUGUCAUCUCUACCCCCACCCUGAAACAGAUGAGGAGAGGGCCGAUGUGAUGGACAGCUUGAGGACACGCAUCCAUGACUUACAAAACGUUUUGCACCGCACUGAGGAUUACUUGAAGCAGGUCUUGCACAAGGCGUCUGAGUCAGCGCACUCAUGGGUGCUGCAAGUGAAGAAGAUGAAAGCCAUCUAUCACAUCCUUAACCUCUGCAGCUUCGACGUCACCAACAAGUGUCUCAUCGCUGAAGUGUGGUGUCCAGUCAGCGACCUGGCGAACCUGAGGCGGGCGCUGGAGGAGGGCUCAAGAAAAGGUGAUGCCACCGUCCCUUCCUUCGUGAACCGUAUCCCAAGCAGUGACACUCCGCCGACACUUUUGAGGAGCAACAAGUUUACCUCAGGCUUCCAGAGUAUAGUGGAAGCGUAUGGAGUGGGCGACUACAGGGAGGCCAGCCCGGCUCCUUAUACCAUUAUUACCUUUCCCUUUCUGUUUGCGGUGAUGUUUGGAGAUCUUGGUCAUGGUUCAGUCAUGACGCUCUUUGCUUUGUGGAUGGUGUUGACUGAGAAGGACCACAAGCGGAGACGACCAGGAAAUGAGAUCUGGACAACCUUUUUUGAUGGUCGGUACAUCAUACUGAUGAUGGGAUUAUUCUCCAUAUACACUGGACUCAUUUAUAAUGACUGCUUCUCCAAAUCCCUCAACAUCUUUGGCUCAGCCUGGAGUGUCAAGGCCAUGUUCACCAAGCAGGAGUGGACAAAUGAAACUCUACAGACAAAUGCUUUACUCACCUUGAAUCCCAAUGUUUCCGGUGUUUUCUCUGGACCUUAUCCACUGGGCAUUGAUCCAAUCUGGAACAUGGCCGUGAAUCGCCUGACUUUCCUCAACUCCUACAAGAUGAAGAUGUCUGUGAUCAUCGGAGUCAUCCACAUGAGCUUUGGGGUGGUGCUCAGUGUCUUCAACCACUUGCACUUCCGACAGAAGUUUAAGAUCUAUCUUCUCUUUCUUCCUGAGCUGCUCUUUCUACUUUGUCUCUUUGGGUACUUGGUCUUCAUGAUCUUUUACAAAUGGCUGGCGUUCACAGUGCGAGACUCACAGCUGGCUCCAAGCAUUCUCAUCCACUUUAUCAACAUGUUCCUAAUGCAGGAGAGUGCCACUGCACCACUUUACCCUGGACAGAUGGCACUGCAGGUGUUUCUCGUGGUGGUGGCUCUGCUGUCGGUGCCAGUGCUGUUAUUCGGGAAACCUCUGUACCUCUACUGGCUGCAUCAUGGCGGGAAGAGCCUGGGGGUCCACAGGGGCUACGAGAGAGUUCGGCGUGUGAGUGAAGAAGAUCUGUCACUGUCUGUAGUCCAUGAUGAAGAGGAGGGACUAAGCGACUCAGGAGGGCCUCAGGAGGUUAAAGUUGACCGAUCUCACAUUCAGUCACUAUUAAGACUUUCUUGUAUAAAUGGCUCUAACAGCGUGUUUGUUCUUUGGCAGUUUCAUUUCGGAGACGUCUUCCUGCAUCAAGCAAUUCACACCAUAGAGUACUGCUUGGGCUGCAUUUCCAACACGGCCUCCUAUUUGCGUCUCUGGGCCCUGAGUCUCGCUCACGCCCAGCUGUCAGAGGUGCUGUGGGCGAUGGUGAUGCGUCUGGGUCUGAGGAUGAGCUCCAGACUGGGCGUGCUUUUCCUUGUGCCUGUGUUCGGUGUCUUUGCUCUGCUCACGAUCUCCAUCCUCCUGGUCAUGGAGGGCCUGUCCGCUUUCCUCCAUGCACUGCGUCUUCACUGGGUGGAAUUUCAGAACAAAUUCUACAGUGGAACGGGAGUCAAAUUUGCCCCCUUUGACUUCUCCCUGCUGCCCUCUGUCUUUGAGCAAGAUGGGUUACUCUGACCGCACAACACUUUGAACAGGACACUGUAGCUUAUCAUGACCCACUGACCUCCGGGCACGGGACAACGACCCAGCUGUUGACUAGGAAAAGCUUCUUGCACCGUAGAAUGUGUUCCCGGCCGAAUCAGUGCGCUAACCUGACAGCCGGUCUGCAGCAGUCCAUAUCAGAUGUUUCAGGUGCAGGAUUAUCAGUUGUGGUUCCAUCAUGUGCUGCCAUUUGAGGAUUGUCAACAAAGUCCUGCUAUUAUAUUUAUUUUAAGAGAUAUAACUUGUAUUUGGUACUGCACCUUCAUAAGCAUUCGCGGUCAUAUCGACUUUCAAAGUGCCAUAACUAUUUUUCAAUGAACAGUUUUGUAUGCUUCAAUGAAAUGUACUUCUGCUUGCUUUAGCUAGGUCUUAGAAAGAAAAGAAAAGCCUUUGCAGGUAAACUAUGGUGUGGGGAAUCCUACACUGUGCAGUGAACAAUGCCAAAUAACAAAUAUAAUUUACAAUGUGAUAUUAAAGCAUCAUUUACAACAUUUAGCGUGUAAAGCAGGUUUCCAGGGUAGCAUUGUUUUUUAUUGUUUCGUUCAAAAUUAAUUCUAAGACAAUACUUUAUUCAUAUUUAAAAAGAAAUAUUUCGGUUUUCCAAUACACGUGUUUAUGGUUUAAGAACUGAUGCUCACGGGUGUACAAUUUUGUUUGCAGUGUGUUUUUCAUCAACACUCCUGUAAAUUUACAUUUGUGUUUCAGUCGCUUAUAAACAAUCUAUUAUUAUACGAAUAGUGCAGAGUUGUGCUUAUUGUGAUAUAAUUAAGACCAUUUCUUUCAUACAUCAUUUCUUUUAUAAAGGAUUCUGUCAAGUAGGUCACUCUGGACGAAUCCAUCCUAACGACGAACCCAUAUUUAACUUCGCUAUAUUAAACUUC